CUUAACAUAAUAGCUACCCGUCACCCCCGACGCAUUAUUCUCCCACCGAUCACAAACCAUCAUUGGGUUCGCUCUACGAACACGUCUCAAUGGCGUCUUCUUCGCCGCCUCCGAACCCCAACGGUUCACAAGGUGAUAAGAGUCCGCUUUCGUCACUAAACCUCAAUUUCCUCAAGUCCUUGAACGAUAAAAGAACCACUCGCGACGGCAACCCGCCUAAGCGACGAGGGCCUAAACCCGAUAGCAAGCCAGCAUUAACUCGACGCCAAGAAUUAAAUCGUCAAGCACAGAGAACACACCGAGAACGUAAAGAAUUGUACAUAAAGGCUCUCGAGGAUGAGGUGUUACGGUUGAAAGAGAUAUAUAGCAACGUCUCGCAAGACAAGGACAAGCUUGCCGAUGAGAACAGACAACUCAAAACGCUUUUACAACAAAACGGCCUCUCCCUCGGCUCGGGUGCUGGCAUAGACGAUGUUAGUAACAGCUUAAGCCCAGGGUAUACAUCAAGUGGCAGCAUUUCGGGUAGCUACGCACCUGGCAGCUCCAACACGGCGUACACGCCCCCCCUGACAUCGAUGCCAAGCCCCCCUUCUAUGUCUCUGUCAUCGCAAGGGGUGGGAGGUCAGCAUCAGGCUAGAAACCAGAACCAGGCGCAGCAGCGUGCACAGCCGAAUCAAAACCGCGUGGACUUUGAGCAGGCUGGAAUAGAUUUCGUGUUAACGCUCGAGAGACCAUGCAUGGAUCAUAUGCCGUGGCUGAUAGAGCGAGCGCAAGACACGGCGGGCGAGGCGUGCGGCCACGCCCUCAUGGCAUCAUGUCCCCCGGAACCGUUUCCCGAGCUGGACGAUGAGAUCCCCUUCGGACCCACACAACCUUUCCUCUGCGCGCACAACGCGAGCAAUAUUGGCAACAGCGAUAACGCCAAUAACGCAAACGGGGAUUUGCGACCCAACCAGCAGACAUGGGAGUUGUCCAAAGCCGAUCUCGCCACCUUGCUCAACUUGAGCAAGAGAUUGGAUCUAGACGGAGAAAUCACCCCGGUGAUGGCUUGGGGCAUGGUCCUGGCUCACCCGAGACUGGCAGAGCUGAAGAGGGAGGAUUUGGAGAGGCUGGUGGAUGAUCUCAAGGGCAAAGUCCGAUGCUACGGUUUCGGAGCUGUGAUGGAAGAGUUUGAGGUCCGGGAUGCCUUGAACGCAGUCUUUUCCGCGAAGCCUGAGAUAGCCAUUGCAUAUUAGGUUGACCGUUCGUUUACUCCGUGUUCAUGGAUACCUAAUAGGUACUUGGAUAUAUCUUUUGUAUGCGACGUUGGCGUUAAAGAGUAAGUGUUCAGGCACAUAGUAUGUAGGUAUUCAGCAUGGUGAUAAUGGAGAUGGGAGUAGCAGAUAGGCAGAGUUAGUAUCUAAGACGGGUGCAUGCAUAUAAAUGUAUUACAGUACAAACUUGGCAAGCGAGUUUUAAACUUUUAUUCUUUUAGUUCAAUAAUGUAGUUUAGUAGUUAUUAUUAAGCUCUUUUCAAAUGGCAGGAGAAAUCGACGAUAACAUCAAUUAUAGCACCUUGGAAGCUCUAAAUACAGUGCUACCACCUGUGACGUUGACAGUUUUCACACUGUACAUAGUACCUAGGUAACUAACUAGUUACUACUUAAAUCUGUCGAUUCGCGACUUGACUUU
Hypoxylon fragiforme is the source of this 1671-nucleotide messenger RNA. RefSeq lists its product as uncharacterized. NCBI's taxonomy places the organism in Eukaryota, Fungi, Ascomycota, Sordariomycetes, Xylariales, Hypoxylaceae. Gene Ontology annotation, cellular component: RNA polymerase II transcription regulator complex. The record is from RefSeq and is a predicted model, not a curated record. Gene Ontology annotation, molecular function: transcription cis-regulatory region binding; DNA-binding transcription activator activity, RNA polymerase II-specific. The transcript is spliced from 6 exons. Bases 90 to 1235 code for a protein of 381 amino acids.